This is a messenger RNA of Cephus cinctus (wheat stem sawfly), 3273 nucleotides long. Its product is annotated as transferrin receptor protein 1. The record is from RefSeq and is a predicted model, not a curated record. Lineage: Eukaryota; Metazoa; Arthropoda; Insecta; Hymenoptera; Cephidae. The transcript is spliced from 7 exons. Gene Ontology annotation, molecular function: carboxypeptidase activity. Bases 1848 to 3149 code for a protein of 433 amino acids.
AAUUAUUUUCACCCACCGAGUAUAAAAUAUAAAAAUAUGGUAAUCCCUUGGUCAAAGAAGAGGAAACAAAGUUUCGAGGAAAAUAACGGCAUAAAUAGGGUAGGUAUAUAAAAUAAAAGGGUAUCAAAUAAAAAUAUUUAUGUCGUCACAAAUACAAUGCAUUGGUGGAAUAUGGUCAAACGGUGGAAUGUAAAAAAAAUUACUUAGUUAAAACAAAUAAUACAAUUCUAAAUAUCAUCCAAUGUUUUCUCGAACAUAUUUUCAUGAAGUUAACCCUCCAAUGCUCAUGUAGGGGCCUGAAAGACCCCCCUGAUCUUUAAUUUUUCACGCCAUCACUAGAAACAUUUGUUUCUAAUAUUUAUUUAUUUAUUUAUUCACAGUUAAUUUAAACGGUAAAACAAAUGAUUCUCUUAGCCAUACGCAUAAAUAACAAUAAUUUCUCGUACAGAAUAAUAUUUUUGCAUUUGCAUUUAAUAUAUUAUAUAUUUCAUUAAAAAUAUGGGAUGUUUUCGGCCUCCACACAAGUACUAAUGUUACGAAAGCUGACGCAAUUACUAAAGGGUUAAGGGAAAGCAAAAAAUAUUUAUUUCAAUGUAAUUUACGAUCUACGCUUUCUAAUAGAUUUUAAAACAUAUGUGUAGUGCGCAUUUCAUAAUUUACUCCCAGACAAGACGUACCCUCCAAAAGUCAUUUUAAAGACGUCUAGUGUUAAAUAGGUUGUCUUUUGGACAUCUUAAAGACGACUUUAAGUAUUGCGCGCUGUCAGGGCUCUAAAUAGUAUAAACUGAAUAGCAUCUUAUUAAAUUUUUUAUUUAAAAAGAACUCCGACGAUAUUAUAGCACUUGCAAUAAGUUUUGAGAUGUCCUUAUAAUUUAUAUAUAAAUAAAUAGAAUAUUCCGUUUUUUAAUUAAAUAUAUACUUUUUAGUUGUUAUUAUUAACUUACGUAGAAUAUCAACUGAAAGUUCUUUAACCUUAGCAAAAAAGUCGUGACAGUAUACAACUAUGGUAUGCACAAAUUGGUUAGCAACAAAAAACACUUAUGCAGCAUUAUUGAGAAAGUAGUGCAAUUUCCAAAAUGUUGAUGACGAAGACUAUUUGGAAACACUAACAAAAUUAUACAUUAUAUUUAGAAUCUCGUAAAGCGUUGCACAACUUUGCUUAUAUCUAUCAUUGUUUUAAAUAAAUUAGAAGCAGAACAAUAGGAUAUGCAAUUUGACAUUUCUAGUCUAUUGUUGAAUAUAUUACGCAACAUUUCCACUUUUUUAUUACUAAACAUUUCUUGAAGGAAAUUUAAAUACCCGUUCAUUUUGGGAAGCUGAAUAGUACAGAAUGGUGUAAAAUAAGCAUCAACAGGAUGGAGAGGUGGAAGCCAACGAGAGUAGAACUUGACAAAUAUAUCAGUCUUAUCCCACAUCGUUUUCCGUUAACAAGUUUUCGCGAGUCCCUAAAAUAUCGAUAAAUGAGCAAUAGUUCAAUUCCUAUCGAUUCUGUUGGACGAAACAACACCUUAUGGAAAUGCGCAAAGAUAAUCACGAAAAUUGAAGUUGUAAUGCUCUAAUAAUUACGGAACUAAAUUAUUUUUAAUCUGUGAUCCAUUUUCGGAACUUACGUCGCAUGUUGGAUAUAAAUAAUGAAGGAAACAAACGCACAGAAAUAUCGACGCAAUUUACUCCCAGUAUAAUUGUAUCACGUCUAUCAAAUAUUGUUGUAUUCUAUAGUAUGGAAUCUUUAAAAAUCGAAUAUUCCAAUUUUUUAAUUAGUAGUGUUCGUUUAUAUUCUUUGAUUAAUAAUUGAAUUUACUUCAAUAAAACGUUACUAAUCCCUUUGCAAUAAAGUUCUUUAUAAAAUGUAUCAAGUCUUAAGCAUUCAAAUGGCCAGGAGUUUCGGAGAAUCCAGUGAAUUUGUGACAAAACGCGUAUGUUUUUCGUCACUCUUCUGUGCGGGAUUUUUGUGUGUUCUGGGUGGGUUUUUUCUAGGUAGAUUUGCUGCCGAAAGGCCCACGGCAAUACAAGCGAAAAAAACAAAACUUGAACUUGCUGGCAAUGGCCUUGAAAGUAUUGGACACAUACAAGAUGUUCUCAUUCGCCAACUGGCGGAAGCCUCUAUUCAAGAUUUUCAAUCAGGUUCCAGUGAAGAAGAAACACAAAAAGUCAAGAAUAUUCUUAACGGUUUAGGCAUUAUUCGAAACGUUUUUAAAAACGAAUCGUAUGUUGUUGGAAAAGUACAGGGUUCUCGAGAAUCUGACAGGUAUAUUGUUUUGUCUGUCGAUAAAGACAAUAGUGAAAUUGUCUUGGAGUUGGCAAGAAUUUUUGACAAAAUUCAUAAAGAUUAUAAUUGGAAAUUGCGACGAACAAUCGUAUUUUGUUUCUUUUUUGGAUCAAGCGACGUUUGUCAUGAAGUAUUACCCAAUUAUAUACGCUCCAAGAUUUUGGCUUACAUUGCAGUUCGUGGGAAAGCUAUACAAGUAAAUGAGCGCUUAGUUGCAUCCGGAUCUGAUAUUGUAUUGUCUACUGUAUUACAAGCUAUAAAAUUGAUAGAAAAUCCCAUUACUGAAUCUGCUGCUGCAAAUGGAAAGAAAACAAUUUUUGACACAUAUGAGGACACUAACAGAAUUGUAUCUUUGUCACGUUUAAAAUUAGAUAUACCUCAUGUUAUUUUAUCAUUUAUGGGCUUCAAGAAUACUUCAAGGAAUGAAACCAAUCAUACAGGCAAUGUCAUUGCACAUCGUAGAGCUUUAGCUCAAAUCAUUGGUUUAAGUGUUUGGAGAUUCUCUGAAAGUACAAUCCUUUAUUGGAAUCCAGAAAUACUAAAUAAAACAGUGAACCAAGCACUGGAUAGUUUAUAUAUACCUGCUCUUUUGAAUAUCAAAGAUACUGUGAGCAAGUCGAUACACAAUUUAACACAAAAUGCAGAAAACCUGAAUAAAAAAAUUAAUACGAUGGAGCGAUCAAAACCACUAGAGGUUAGAAUGAUCAACGAUUUAUUAAUGGAUUUAGAUCGAGCUCUUUUGUGUCCUGAUACAAAUUUUAACUCAAAAACUGAUUUGUACAUGUUACACACUUAUGUUCAAGGUCGUUCUAUUGAAACUCAUUUAAAAGAAUUGCUGAAUUGUUAUAAUCUAGUAAAUCAACUCCUACAAGACAAAUGAUGAAAUUCAUAUAAGAUUUGGCAUAAACAAUACAGAUAAUUGUUUUGCAUUAACAAAGAUUUGUAUUAACAAUCAAUGACUUGUACUUAAUUAUAAUGAUAAGAAUAAAAUAUAUGAAAUUACA